This is a messenger RNA of Camelina sativa (false flax), 381 nucleotides long. Lineage: Eukaryota; Viridiplantae; Streptophyta; Magnoliopsida; Brassicales; Brassicaceae. The record is from RefSeq and is a predicted model, not a curated record.
AUGGCGACUUCUCAACUUACGACAUUAACAUCGGCAUUACCAGAGGAAGGGAGAGUUCGGGUUUACGUAGGUAAAGAUAAAGAGAGUCAAUGCAAGCUAGAGGUUGAGGCUAAUUUGCUAAACCACCCAAUGUUUGAGGAUCUACUAAGGUUGUCUGAGGAAGAAUUUGGACACUCGUACGAAGGAGCCUUAAGGAUUGCCUGCGAGAUUGAUGUCUUCAUCAAACUUAUCAAUCUACACAAAACAACUAAUCAUCAUAACCCUUCCCUUUGCUUUACCCAUAAUUCCACUAAAUUAUCGUAGCUUUUAUACAUUUUUUUUCUUUUCAUAAUUCUUUAUUUCUCUAAACGGAAGAAAAAAUGGACAAAGUUCAUUCCUUUA